CUUUUGUUAACAGCUCUGGUGGAACAAAACCCCGAGGACAUGGGCGAUCUGUACCUUGACGUGGCAGAAGCGUUCCUUGACAUCGGGGAAUACAAUUCUGCGCUCCCCCUCUUGAGUUCCCUGGUCUGCUCAGAAAGAUACAACUUAGCCGUCGUUUGGCUCCGCCACGCAGAGUGCUUAAAGGCCCUGGGCUACAUCGAGCAGGCGGCGGAGAGCUACGACAAAGUGGUCGACUUGGCCCCUCUGCACUUGGACGCCAGGAUCUCCCUCUCGACCCUUCAGCAGCAGCUGGGCCGGCCGGAGAAAGCCCUGGAGGCCCUCGAGCCCAUGUACGACCCGGACACGCUGGCGCAGGAUGCCAACGCCGCACAGCAG
Gekko japonicus is the source of this 375-nucleotide messenger RNA. RefSeq names its product general transcription factor 3C polypeptide 3-like. NCBI's taxonomy places the organism in Eukaryota, Metazoa, Chordata, Lepidosauria, Squamata, Gekkonidae. The annotation marks the transcript as partial. The transcript has 2 exons. Gene Ontology annotation, molecular function: protein binding. Gene Ontology annotation, biological process: transcription by RNA polymerase III. The record is from RefSeq and is a predicted model, not a curated record. Gene Ontology annotation, cellular component: transcription factor TFIIIC complex.